UCUCGAGUGGUGGAUUAAGCACGCUACACACACCUGUUCGUUACGUGCAAUUUAUCGUAUAUACAGCAAGUUCCGAAAAUCGGUGUGUGUGUUUUUGGAGCGAGUGACUCGGUUUUUCGCAGUGUUGGGUAUAGGGGAAAAAGUGUCGAGUACGGUGGCUGGCAUGACCGUGCAAGACGAAGUCCGGACCAUGCCUCAAACUGCAGCCACGCGAUCGCGUUUUAUGAUCACUGACAUUCUGAGUGGACCGGCCGACGGGACGGCGAUUAUUAGGGGAAGGUCGCCCAGUCCGGGACCCAGGGAUUUGUCGCUACACUCCAAUCCCAUCCAUGACAGUGAUACGGACAGUUCCGGACAUCCGGAUAACUCCAGUGUUUGUUCCAACGGUCAGACGGGAGAAGAUUCAAUAAACUCGUCAAAGAGCUCGAACGGUGCAAUAAAUAAAAAACAAAGAAAAGCACGGACGGCGUUUACCGACUUGCAACUACAAACGUUAGAGAAAAGCUUUGAACGGCAGAAAUACCUAAGCGUUCAAGACAGGAUGGAGUUAGCAGCGAAAUUGAGUCUUACGGAUACGCAAGUGAAGACGUGGUAUCAAAACAGGAGAACGAAAUGGAAACGGCAGACGGCAGUAGGCCUGGAGCUCCUCGCCGAGGCCGGCAACUACGCCGCCUUCCAGCGCUUGUACGGCGCGCCGCCUUACGGCUGCUGGUAUCCGCCUCAGACUGCCGGCCCCACCGCCGCCCCCAGCGCGGCGGACAUCUACUACCGACAAGCCGCAGCCGCCGCCGCCGCCACGCUCCAAAAACCUCUCCCAUACCGUCUCUACCCUCCAGGCAUGGGUCUGGGAAUCCCCGGUCCCAGUGCCCAUCUGGGCUCCCUGGCCGCCAGUAGUUCCUUAAGUACCCUUUCCAGCUACUACUCCAACCAGACCGAGGGCCCGUCUCCCAGAUCUCCCAGCCCCGAUACGCCCCUGGAUCCGGGGUCGCCCGGCUCGGGGGGUCGGAGGACGCCCUCCGAAGACGAGGACACGAUCCACGUUUGAGGGCUUCGAGCAAAGACUUUGAUAUUGUGAUAUAAAGUGUACUAUAGCUGGACUUGUUAUUUAUUUGCGCUUUUACGUGUUGUGUAGAUUGAUAGACAUAUGGACAAUUUUUGUAAUUAGAGAUUUGUCGACGGGCUUUGUGUGGAGUGGUAGAUAAGAAGGGAUUACGAGGAUGGAUGUGUAUAAAUGUUCGGAGUUUAUCGGAUUGCACUCUUGUUGUAAUCGUUUUAUUUUUGCUCGAUGAGUAUCUUUAUCCAUGUUAUUAUUAGAAAAUACAUAGGAAAUAAAGGAUUUUAAGUUUUUAUUACUA
Molecule: messenger RNA, 1355 nt
Organism: Tribolium madens (black flour beetle)
Lineage: Eukaryota; Metazoa; Arthropoda; Insecta; Coleoptera; Tenebrionidae
Product: homeobox protein B-H1-like
Exons: 3
Coding region: 164-1045 (293 amino acids)
Biological process (GO): regulation of transcription by RNA polymerase II
Cellular component (GO): nucleus
Molecular function (GO): DNA-binding transcription factor activity, RNA polymerase II-specific; RNA polymerase II transcription regulatory region sequence-specific DNA binding
Source: RefSeq, a predicted model, not a curated record